UCCAAAACCACUAUUUGGGGCCGCGAGUGCUAACGUACGCGGGUGGAAGAAACCAAACUCUUGACGUAAACAACAGAUCGGUGACUCAAUUCCCAGACCUGUCUGCAUUUUGUGAACCCUUUCUUCCCCUCUCCCAUCAUCAAACCCCCAUUUCUCUCCAUAUCUUUCUGAAACUCUCUUUUAACUCCCUCAUAAACCCUAAUUUUCAUCCACCCAAAUCCUCCAAUUGUGUGCAUCAGCCCCUAUAGUCCGAUGGUUUUGAUCAUUCCAUCGAAUCAUUUCGAUUAUUCCAUCAAAUCGGUGCCUUUUUCUUGAAUAUUCCUGGUUUUGUACGGUUGUGAUUCGAUCUGAAACUCCCAAUUCUGUAUUGGCACAUGCAUGAUCUUUCCUGGGGUUUGUGUUUCUAGGGUUUUGAAUUGGGUCAAGAUUCAUUAGUUUCUAGAGAUUAGAGUUUUUUUGAGGGGGUUUGAGGGAUGGAUUCGAGCAGGAGAGCUGUGGAAUCGUACUGGAGAUCGCGAAUGAUUGAUGGAGCAACGUCUGACGAAGACAAGGUCACGCCUGUUUACAAAUUAGAAGAGAUUUGCGAGCUCCUUCGGUCUUCGCAUGUUAGUAUUGUGAAGGAAGUCUCUGAGUUUAUUUUGAAACGGCUCGAUCAUAAGAGCCCAGUUGUUAGACAGAAGGCUCUAAGGCUGAUUAAAUAUGCGGUGGGAAAGUCAGGUGUGGAGUUUAGAAGGGAAAUGCAAAGACACUCAGUGGCUGUGCGACAGUUACUCCAUUACAAGGGCCAGUUAGAUGCUUUGAAGGGGGAUGCCCUUAAUAAGGCUGUUCGAGACACGGCUCAAGAAACUAUCUCUGCUAUCUUUGCUGCAGAGGAAAAUAAGCCAGCACCUUCAGAAGAUCUUAAUAGACGAAUUCAAGGUUUUGGGAAUACAAACUAUGAGAUGCCAUCAGAAGAUAAGAAAUCAUUUCUCAGUGAGGUAGUUGGUCUUGGAAGUACAUCUAUCAAACAGGGAAUUAGUAGUAUCACACAAGGUCAUUCGCUAAGGAAGAAUGAUAAUGGAAGCUACAAGAGUCCAAAUCUUCGAAGGUCAUUGACUACAGAAAUUGAGUACCAAGAUAGAUAUGAAGGAGUUGAACAUCAAAAUGAAACCCAAAGUAGUUUUGGCAGCUCAAAGAAUGUUUCUGGUGGGCCUUGGAACCAGGAUGUACGAAUAACCAAGUCAGAAACUACCAACGGAGACUCCAGUUCAAGCUUUGCUGAGAGUAAGACCCGUGAGGAGAGAUUAUUGGAAACAAUAGUGACAUCAGGAGGUGUACGUCUGCAGCCCACUCGAGAUGCUAUUCAGAUUUUCCUCAUAGAAGCUGCAAAGUUGGAUGCUUUGGCGUUAAGUCAUGCCCUUGAAUCAAAGCUCCAUUCUCCUCUGUGGCAGGUGCGGAUGAAAGCUGUUUGUGUGCUUGACUCAAUUUUGAGGAAAAAGGAUGAAGAACAGUUUUCAACUGUAGCAUCUUAUUUUUGUGAAAACAAAGAUGUUGUGUUGAAAUGUUGCGAGUCUCCCCAAGCUUCACUGAGGGAAAAGGCAAACAAGGUGUUAAGCCUUUUGGGUGGAGAGCAAACAGGCAGCACAAUGAGCCCUCCUGAAAAGCCACUGAAGACUGAGACAGUGCCUGCAGUUCAGAUGCCUGACUUAAUAGACACUGGUGGUCCAGAUGAUUACUAUGGGGCAGAAGAUUCUAUAAAAACCCAAAGUGAUCAAAGUGUACCAAAUUUGACAACAUCAACCAGCCCUCUAAUUGAUGAUUUAUUUGGAGAUGGUCUUGGUGUUAGUGAGAACACUGGUGAACAAAAAAAUGAUGACGAUCCCUUUGCAGAUGUCUCAUUUCUCAGUGGCGAGGCUAGAGAACAGGUAGAUGACCUCUUUUCAGGAAUGACUGUUGAUGAUAAAGUGGGUGCUAAUGAGAUUCCUAAGGCAGCAACUAGUAAUGAACCUGAACUAUUUGAUAUUUUUGGGUCAAAUGCUGAACUUCCUCAGGAGCAAGAAAAUCAUAAAAAGGAUGUUAAUGAUUUAAUGGCUGGUUUAUCCAUUAAUGGAAAUGUCUCAAAUACGACACAGAAAGGAAUGCUUCCUGGGGCACUCUCUGAGACUGUGUUCUCAGAUUCAAAUAGUUACUCCCCCAAGCAAGUCUCCAAUGAUGCUUUGAAUGGUUUUGGUUCUGAAACGGCUGGCAUGAAUGCAAAUGCCAUGUUUCCUUUGGGUUCAAUGCCCUAUAAUAUCCCUCCAGGCAUUAUGUUCAAUCCAGCUUUUCCUUCUCAACCAAUGAAUUAUGGUGCCAUGGGGAAUUUCUUUGCCCAGCAGCAGUUCCUAGCAGCAAUGUCCAACUUUCAGCAGCUGGGGAACCUGACUUCUCAAAGUGCUGGCAUGGGUCAUGCUGGUGGAACAAUGGAAGGAGGAUAUUCUUCACCCCUCCCUGACAUUUUUCAUCCACAUAUUCCUACUCAAAGUCCCACUGCAGUAAUGACCAGUUCAAAGAAAGAGGAGACAAAAGCAUUUGAUUUUAUCUCUGAUCAUCUGGCUGCUGCUCGAGAUCCAAAGAGGGUGAUUUGAAUUGGAGCUCUUACGCUGAACACGUCAAUGAUGACAUGUUUAUUUUUAGGCAAGUAUAUCGCAGCUGGUUAUUUUCUUUCAACUGAGAAGCUGAAUUCUUUUGCAAUAAUGGGACAUCUGGAGAUGUUAAAAGAGUCAUGUUUCAAUGAAAAUAGGACUGUAACUUAUAAAACGGGGAAAAUCCCACAACUGAAAAGGAAAGAGAGUGGAAAAAUUGCAGAUUUGUGGUGUAGUGGAAGAUGGAAGAAGAGUGAGAGAAUGUGGUUGUGUAAGUUUGGUUUCUCAACUUUGGGUAUUCUGUAAGUGGAGGCACUCCUUGCUUUUCUUUACAUUGUAAUGGAUUUGUAGAGUUGUUUCUUUAUAACCUUUCUUCUAUGAGGAAUGCUUGUGGUAGAUACAUUUGUUGGAUUGAGGGAUCUGUUUUUAUGUUGAUUCAACACACUUUCAGACCCAAUCUAUUAUUUGAUUAGAUUAUUGAGUCA
Vitis vinifera (wine grape) is the source of this 3085-nucleotide messenger RNA. Its product is annotated as protein MODIFIED TRANSPORT TO THE VACUOLE 1. NCBI's taxonomy places the organism in Eukaryota, Viridiplantae, Streptophyta, Magnoliopsida, Vitales, Vitaceae. Gene Ontology annotation, cellular component: trans-Golgi network membrane. The record is from RefSeq and is a predicted model, not a curated record. The coding region runs from base 474 to 2603 and encodes 709 amino acids. The transcript is spliced from 5 exons. Gene Ontology annotation, molecular function: ubiquitin binding; phosphatidylinositol binding.